ACUGGAGUUUUCCUUCGCUCUGCAGACGGGAGCAGAGCCUCGUCUGGUGUUGCAAGAAGGAGGCUGAAUGAAGCAGAGAAGCUGAGCUCAGUCCAGAAGGCCCAGUUAGAGCGGCUGGAGGUGGCCAGACCCCGAGAGCUGGGGAGCAGGGAGCCAGGCCUGAUGCUGAGGAUGGCCAGGCAGCAGCUGCCGCCGUGGGUCCAUGCAGCGUUCCUCCUCUGGCUUCUCAGCCUCGGCGGAGCCAUCGAGAUUCCUAUGGAUCCAAGCAUUCAGAAUGAGCUGUCCCAGCCCCCGACCAUCACCAAGCAGUCAGUGAAGGACCAUAUCGUGGACCCCCGGGAUAACAUCUUGAUUGAGUGUGAAGCAAAAGGGAACCCUGCCCCCAGCUUCCACUGGACACGCAACAGCAGGUUCUUUAACAUCGCCAAGGACCCCCGGGUGUCGAUGAGGAGGCGGUCUGGGACCCUGGUGAUUGACUUCCGCAGCGGUGGGCGACCAGAGGAAUAUGAGGGGGAGUACCAAUGCUUUGCCCGCAACAAAUUUGGCACGGCCCUGUCUAAUAGGAUCCGCCUGCAGGUGUCCAAAUCUCCCCUGUGGCCCAAGGAAAACCUAGACCCUGUUGUGGUUCAAGAAGGCGCCCCCUUGACGCUGCAGUGCAACCCUCCACCUGGACUUCCAUCCCCCGUCAUCUUCUGGAUGAGCAGCUCCAUGGAGCCCAUCGCCCAGGACAAGCGUGUCUCCCAGGGUCAUCAUGGAGACCUGUACUUCUCUAAUGUGGUGCUGCAAGACAUGCAGACGGACUACAGCUGCAACGCCCGCUUCCACUUCACCCACACCAUCCAGCAGAAAAACCCCUUCACCCUCAAGGUCCUCACCACCCGAGGAGUUGCAGAGAGAACACCCAGCUUCAUGUAUCCCCAGGGCACUGCGAGCAGUCAGAUGGUGCUUCGUGGCAUGGACCUCCUACUGGAGUGCAUCGCCUCGGGGGUCCCAACACCAGACAUCGCAUGGUACAAGAAAGGUGGGGACCUCCCGUCUCACAAGGCCAAGUUUGAGAACUUUAACAAGGCUCUGCGCAUCACCAACGUCUCCGAGGAGGACUCUGGGGAGUAUUUCUGCCUGGCCUCCAACAAGAUGGGCAGCAUCCGGCACACGAUCUCGGUGAGAGUAAAGGCUGCUCCCUACUGGCUGGACGAACCCAAGAACCUCAUCCUGGCUCCUGGUGAGGACGGGAGACUAGUGUGUCGAGCCAAUGGGAAUCCCAAACCCACCGUCGAGUGGAUGGUGAAUGGGGAGCCUCUGCAAUCGGCACCGCCCAACCCAAACCGUGAGGUGGCCGGGGACACCAUCAUCUUCCGCGACACGCAGAUCAGCAGCAGGGCUGUGUACCAGUGCAACACCUCCAACGAGCAUGGCUACCUGCUGGCCAACGCUUUCGUCAGUGUGCUGGAUGUGCCACCUCGGAUGCUGUCGCCCCGGAACCAGCUCAUCAGGGUGAUCCUUUAUAACCGGACUCGGCUGGACUGCCCGUUCUUUGGGUCCCCCAUCCCCACACUCCGAUGGUUUAAGAAUGGGCAGGGAAGCAACCUGGAUGGUGGCAACUACCAUGUCUAUGAGAAUGGCAGUCUGGAAAUUAAGAUGAUCCGCAAAGAGGACCAAGGCAUCUACACCUGUGUCGCCACCAACAUCCUGGGCAAAGCUGAAAACCAAGUCCGCCUGGAGGUCAAAGACCCCACCAGGAUCUACCAGAUGCCUGAGGACCAGGUGGCCAAGAAGGGCACCACAGUGCAGCUGCCAUGUCGAGUGAAGCACGACCCCUCCCUGAAACUCACAGUCCACUGGCUGAAGGACGACGAGCCGCUCUAUGUGGGAAACAGGAUGAAGAAAGAGGACGACUCCCUGACAAUCUUUGGUGUAGCAGAGCGGGACCAGGGCAGCUACACAUGCAUUGCCAGCACCGAGCUGGACAAAGACCUGGCCAAGGCCUACCUCACCGUGCUAGCUGAUCAGGCCACUCCAACUAACCGUUUGGCUGCCCUACCCAAAGGACGGCCAGACCGACCCCGGGACCUGGAGCUCACUGACCUGGCUGAGAGGAGCGUGAGGUUGACCUGGACCCCGGGUGACGAUAACAACAGCCCCAUAACAGACUACGUUGUCCAGUUUGAAGAAGACCAGUUCCAACCAGGAGUCUGGCAUGACCAUUCCAAGUUUCCCGGCAGUGUCAACUCAGCUGUCCUCCAGCUGUCCCCAUAUGUCAACUAUCAGUUCCGGGUCAUUGCUGUCAACGAGGUCGGAAGCAGCCACCCCAGCCUCCCCUCCGAGCGCUACCGAACCAGUGGAGCACCCCCUGAGUCCAAUCCCACGGAUGUGAAGGGAGAGGGGACCAGGAAGAACAACAUGGAGAUCACGUGGACGCCCAUGAAUGCCACCUCUGCCUUUGGCCCCAACCUGCGCUACAUCGUCAAGUGGCGGCGGAGAGAGACUCGCGACACCUGGAACAACGUCACAGUGUGGGGCUCCCGCUACGUGGUGGGGCAGACCCCCGUCUACGUGCCCUAUGAGAUCCGAGUCCAGGCCGAAAAUGACUUUGGAAAGGGCCCGGAGCCAGAAACCAUCAUCGGUUAUUCCGGAGAAGAUUUACCCAGUGCCCCCAGGCGUUUCAGAGUCCGGCAGCCCAACCUGGAGACAAUCAACCUGGAAUGGGAUCACCCAGAACACCCCAAUGGGAUCCUGAUUGGAUACACUCUCAAAUAUGUGGCCUUUAAUGGAACCAAAGUAGGAAAGCAGAUAGCAGAAAACUUCUCUCCCAAUCAGACCAAGUUCACAGUGCAGCGAGCAGACCCCGUGUCACGUUAUCGCUUCACCCUCAGUGCCAGGACGCAGGUGGGCAAUGGGGAAGCGGUCACGGAGGAGUCACCAGCACCGCCGAAUGAAGCUACUCCAACCGCAGCUGCUCCCACGCUGCCCCCGACUACUGUGGGUGUGACAGGCACUGUGAGCAGUACUGACGCUACUGCCAUUGCUGCCACCACCGAAGCCACAACAGUCCCCGUCAUCCCCACCGUUGCACCUACCACCAUCGCCGCCACCACCACCGUCGCCACCGCUACUACAAGCACUGCUGCCGCCGCUACUACCACGGAGAGCCCCCCCCCUGCCGCCGGGACUGAGAUACUCGAAGCCGCCCCCGAUGAGCAGUCCAUAUGGAACGUCACGGUGCUCCCCAACAGUAAAUGGGCCAACAUCACCUGGAAGCACAAUUUCGGGCCCGGAACUGACUUUGUGGUUGAGUACAUCGACAGCAACCAUACGAAAAAAACUGUCCCUGUUAAGGCCCAGGCCCAGCCUAUACAGCUGACAGACCUCUAUCCCGGGAUGACAUACACGUUGCGGGUUUAUUCCCGGGACAACGAGGGCAUCAGCAGUACCUUCAUCACCUUUAUGACCAGUACAGCUUACACCAACAACCAGGCGGACAUCGCCACCCAGGGCUGGUUUAUUGGGCUCAUGUGCGCCAUCGCCCUGUUGGUGCUGAUCCUGCUCAUCGUCUGCUUCAUCAAGAGGAGUCGAGGCGGGAAGUACCCAGUGCGAGAAAAGAAGGAUGUUCCCCUUGGCCCCGAAGACCCCAAAGAAGACGAUGGCUCAUUUGACUACAGUGAUGAGGACAACAAGCCCCUGCAGGGCAGCCAGACGUCCCUGGACGGCACCAUCAAGCAGCAGGAGAGUGACGACAGCCUGGUGGACUAUGGCGAGGGUGGCGAGGGCCAGUUCAACGAGGACGGCUCCUUCAUUGGCCAGUACACAGUCAAAAAGGACAAGGAGGAAACGGAGGGCAACGAGAGUUCAGAGGCCACGUCCCCUGUCAAUGCCAUCUACUCUCUGGCCUAACAGAGCCCACGUGGGCACAGCCACUACUUUGCAAGUGGGAGGAGGGGAGAGUGGGAGAUGAAACCGCUGUAGACCUACCACAAAAGCACCACCUUCAGGGACAAAGGCACAGUAUGGGGGUCUGCCAAGCUGUGAGGACCAGUGACCGCCCAGCCGACCAUAAGC
Messenger RNA from Trichechus manatus latirostris (Florida manatee), 4056 nucleotides. It is a transcript of the gene NFASC, whose product is annotated as neurofascin. The record is from RefSeq and is a predicted model, not a curated record. The transcript is spliced from 29 exons. Gene Ontology annotation, cellular component: axon; plasma membrane. The coding region runs from base 163 to 3891 and encodes 1242 amino acids. Gene Ontology annotation, biological process: cell-cell adhesion; axon guidance; brain development. Gene Ontology annotation, molecular function: cell-cell adhesion mediator activity. Lineage: Eukaryota; Metazoa; Chordata; Mammalia; Sirenia; Trichechidae.